AUGAAGGUAUUCAAUGGUCUCUGUUAUACAGUACAUUCAUCACCCGCAGUUGGUGACGAGUAUUAUGUCGCAGCCAUUUUACUACUCGAUUUUGAUGAUAGCACAAACCUUCUGACAGGUCGUGCAGUGUACCAUUCUACAAAGGGAAAUUUGGAACAUUUGAGAGAAGAUUUGGCUACAAACUUUGAAGAGAUCAGACAUCUUUAUCCACUUGAUCCAGCUGAUCAAGCUACGUCGCAAUGUUGGUCAUGUACGAAAUUCAUGGAAGGUGUAUCAGAAGCAAUUUUCAAGUGGCAACGAUGCCUUUCCCAUUUCGAUUACUACAUGAUUAUGCGAGAAUAUCGAAUUGGUGAACACAAUUUUCCCUUUGAGGAAGGUUUCUUUGAUGAAAUGGAUUGCAUAACUGAAGAUAAUUUACAUGAACUAUAUAGGGCUGCUGCGCUUCGAUAUCCCAAAUUUCUCAAUUUAUUGAUAAAUGAAAAUUAUAAACGGAAAAAUUAUUUAUCUUAUAACUCUGAUCCAGUUGAAUAUUAUAUGAAAUGCCUUGUUGAAGAUUUGUUGAGUGUAAGUGGAAUACAACAACCCGAGGAAGUACCACAAUAUGAUUUCAAAUUCGUAUUACCACCAUCCGAUGGAAGAUGGCCAUUUCUAGAAAUUCAUGAUUGA
This is a messenger RNA of Loa loa (African eye worm), 666 nucleotides long. RefSeq lists its product as hypothetical. The record is from RefSeq and is a predicted model, not a curated record. The transcript is spliced from 4 exons. Lineage: Eukaryota; Metazoa; Nematoda; Chromadorea; Rhabditida; Onchocercidae. The coding region runs from base 1 to 666 and encodes 221 amino acids.